UCCUACUCACAUCUCAGCUGAACAGUAAAGAUCAUUUACACCUGACAACAUGCUGUGGACCCUGUGCACUCUCAUCACUGCUCUAACAUAUGUUGAUGCAGUCAUCGUGUUGACCCAAACACCUGCUGUCCACACAGUUUCUUCAGGUCAAGAAGUUGUUCUCAACUGCAACAUAGAGAGAUAUGAUAGGAAUUCUGUUAGAUGGUAUAAACAAGUUCCUGGUGAGGCUCCUCAAUAUGUUCUAAGAUUUCAUCAUUCUGACAGCUCACUAAGCUUUGGAACAGGAUUCUCCUCAGACAGGUUCAACUCUAAAUCCUCAUCAAAUAUUGAUUACCAGUUCAUUAUCAAGCAAGCAGAAACAGGAGACUCUGCAGUGUAUUACUGUCAUACAUAUGAUAACUCUGCUUCUGCACACGUAUUCGGACAAGGCACCAAGCUGAUUGUGACAAGCUCCAGCCUUCCUCCUCCUGUCCUGACAGUCUUCCCUCCGUCCAGUGCUGAGCUCCAGUCCAACACAGCUUCUCUGAUCUGUCUGUCCAGUCAGUCUGUGUCUUUUGCAGAUGUGAGCUGGUUGGCUGGUGGGGGUCCAGUGAGCAGCGGGAUCUCUACCAGCACUGCUGUUCAGAGACCAGACCAGACUUACCAAAUCAGCAGCUCUCUGACCAUCCAGACAUCAGACUGGAACAUGGAUAAGGUUUAUACAUGUAAAGUGUCUUUGGGCUCGCAGACUUCAGAGAAAACCAUCAAGAAGUCAGAAUGUCCCACUGAAUAGUCGAGGACCAGAAUUUUAAAGCAUUUAAAUUCAGCUUU
This is a messenger RNA of Oreochromis aureus, 810 nucleotides long. Its product is annotated as immunoglobulin lambda-1 light chain-like. The transcript has 4 exons. The record is from RefSeq and is a predicted model, not a curated record. The coding region runs from base 50 to 772 and encodes 240 amino acids. NCBI's taxonomy places the organism in Eukaryota, Metazoa, Chordata, Actinopteri, Cichliformes, Cichlidae.